Messenger RNA from Indicator indicator, 641 nucleotides. It is a transcript of the gene MRPL21, whose product is annotated as mitochondrial ribosomal protein L21. Gene Ontology annotation, molecular function: structural constituent of ribosome. The record is from RefSeq and is a predicted model, not a curated record. Bases 1 to 564 code for a protein of 187 amino acids. Lineage: Eukaryota; Metazoa; Chordata; Aves; Piciformes; Indicatoridae. The transcript is spliced from 7 exons. Gene Ontology annotation, cellular component: ribosome; mitochondrial large ribosomal subunit.
AUGGCGGCGGCGGGAGCGUGGCGGCGGGUGGCGGCUUUGCUUUCAUCGGUGGUUCGGCACCAGAGCUCCCAGAGCACAUCCCCACAGCAAGGGCUUGUUGCCAAAACCUCUCUGACUUCCCCCCCGUGGCCUGAAGUGAAGCUUCCAGAUCCAGUAGAAGAAGCAAAGCAUCAUGCAGAAGUGGUGCAGAAGGUGAGGCAGCUGAUCGCAGCGGGGCGCUAUGGGAGGCUCUUCGCUGUGGUGCACUUCGCCAGCAAGCAGUGGAAGAUCACCACUGAGGACCUGAUCAUGAUGGACAACCUGCUGGGGGCUGAGUGUGGAGCCAGAAUCCGGCUGGAGAAGGUUUUGCUGGUUGGUGCUGAUGACUUCACUCUCAUUGGGAGGCCACUCCUGGGGCAGGAGCUGGUGCGUGUGGAGGCCACUGUGGUGGAGAAGACAGAGUCCUGGCCCAGGGUCAACAUGCGCUUCUGGAGGAGGCACAACUACCAGAGGAAGAGGAUCAUUGUGACCCCCCAGACUGUCCUGCGGAUAAACAGCAUCGAGAUCUUCCCCUGCCUGUCCUGACCCAGGGAGGGGCUGCUGGGGGUAGGGAUGGAUGGAAAUAAAGCUGCCUGCUGGCUGGACAGCUCUGGGCUUCUUGC